This is a messenger RNA of Dissoconium aciculare CBS 342.82, 609 nucleotides long. RefSeq lists its product as uncharacterized. The transcript has a single exon. The record is from RefSeq and is a predicted model, not a curated record. NCBI's taxonomy places the organism in Eukaryota, Fungi, Ascomycota, Dothideomycetes, Mycosphaerellales, Dissoconiaceae. Bases 311 to 535 code for a protein of 74 amino acids.
CGAAUUAAUUGGAUCUCUGCACUCACAUUGGCACAGCUCAGGCUGCCUUCAGUGAUCUCCCCAACGAAGUCUCACUCGUCACAGUACCGAUAACGACUAAUUUCAUCUGGGGCAGCUGCUUACAGCUUCGUGGCACACAGUCAGUUUCAGGAUGCCAUACUACCCUAUCGAUGGCGUGGAACCUCUACGAGAGUAUGUUUAUGGCGAAUAGCAUCCAGUCGUACCUGAUUGCGUUUUGUCAGAUCGCUACCGGAUAGUACAUAAGCUUGGAUAUGGGGGCUUCUCGGUAAUAUGGUUAUGCAGAGAUCAAAUGGACAGCCGAUACGUCGCGAUGAAAAUUGGUAAAUCACGAUCAAUCGAUAAAUCUCCUCGCGAAGUCGAAGCUCUACGCACACUGGGUACCAGCAAGAUGGUACCUGAAGUCUUCGACGUCUUCGAUGUCGAAGGACAGAAUGGCAUUCAUGCUUGUUACACAAUGUCUGUAGCCGAAGGCGAUCUCGCAUGGGCUAAGAACGACAAUUGUUUCUCCCUCUGAGUCGCCCGAGCAUUAUCUGCAAAGCUCGCGCAAAUCAUUUCUGCAAUGCACUUGCGUGGCUACUGCCAAGGUGG